UUACUAUAUCAUAUCAGUCCUCAGUCUUCAUCUUCACCUUCCGGCCUUAACCAUUAUCUAUGGCUUCUUCCCCAUCUUUCAUCGCCGCCAUUUUUCUGUUCUUCUCCCCAUUUCUGCAGCUCGCAAAAUCUCACGAAAAUGUCUGCAGAAAAUGGUGUGGAGACAUUCCUAUUCAGUACCCUUUGGGCAUCGACGACGGCUGCGGCAGCCCAUACUACCGCCACAUUAUCACCUGCACCGCCGGCGACCUGCAGCUCCGGACACCGUCCGGGAGGUACCCGAUAAAGAACGUGAGCUAUUCCGACCCGCACAUUCUGGUAACUGAUCCGUUCAUGUGGAGCUGCGAGGACGGCGAGGAUUUCAGGCCGACGAGGCCGUUCAGCCUGGACACGAGCACCCACUUGAGCCUCUCGCCGCAGAACGAUUAUCUGUUCUUCAACUGCAGCGGCGAGAAGGUGAUCGUGGAGCCGAAGCCGGCGUUCUGCGAGCGCUUCCCGGAGCAGUGCGACUCGACGUGCGACAGCGCCAGUUUCCUGUGCCGCCACCUGCCGGAGUGCCCCUCCGCCCUGCGCGGCGGCAGCUCCUGCUGCUCGUACUACCCCAAGGCGGCGGAGUCGCUGAGGCUGAUGCUGCGCCACUGCGCGUCGUACACGGGGGUGUACUGGCGGAACCUGGACGCCACGCCGGCGUUUAACCAGGUGCCGGAGUACGGCGUCCGGGUGGACUUCGAUAUUCCGGUGACGGCGAAGUGCUUGGAGUGCCAAGAUGUUACUAAGGGCGGCGGGACGUGUGGGUUUGAUAUUGAGACGCAGGAUUUCUUGUGUAUUUGUGACAAAGGCAACAGCACCACUAAUUGCUUUGAUACUCGGCACAAGAUGUCCAAAGUAGUAGCAGCUACAGCAGUAUCAGUGGCAGGGGCAAUUGGAUUAGGAGCAGGAGUUUGGUACCUAAGAAGAGUGAGAGCAAAAGCUCCCGUCACACAUGGUGUUCAGACAAACGAUAAUCGACUUUUUUAAUAUGGACUUUUUUUCUUUAACUUCCUUUUUAAGGUAUCAAGUCUCUUACGCUCGUGAACAUUGUUGAGGUUGACAAGCCGUCAAUCCCGGAGUGGUUUAGUUCUUCUCUUGUAGUUAUUUUUUACUCUUUUCUUGUAUCAAUAAAAUAAAAAAAAAAAUUAAAAAAAAUUAAAAAAAAAAAAAAAAAAAAACUUUUGCCCAAUUAAUGGGAUUACACUAUUUUGUAAUCUUAUUUUGUCCCCCUACUUUUUACUCUCUUUUUUUACAUUUUAUUUUUAUUGAUAAUAUAUAGACCACAUUUUGCACUUCAGUUAGAUAUAUGCAUUGCUUGCAUGACA
Messenger RNA from Ipomoea nil (Japanese morning glory), 1354 nucleotides. RefSeq lists its product as uncharacterized. The coding region runs from base 60 to 1016 and encodes 318 amino acids. The transcript has 4 exons. Lineage: Eukaryota; Viridiplantae; Streptophyta; Magnoliopsida; Solanales; Convolvulaceae. Gene Ontology annotation, molecular function: polysaccharide binding. The record is from RefSeq and is a predicted model, not a curated record.